AUGAAGAAGCUUCUCUGGACCAUUUUACUCCCAAAUCUACAGGCAGAAGAGUCCUGUAUAAAAAAUUUAAAUAUUUUUCACGAUGAUAUUUUGGAAGAAAGGGCUGAAGAACUUUCUAAAAUCAUUCAAGAAAAAAUGGUCGGCCAUGAACCAUUCCACAUCAAACGGAAGAACAAUAUCUUAAGAGGACUAGAAUUCAGUCUUCUUCGAUUGGAAAGUCUAAUGAAAGAGACCGAAAAUGACAGUUCGCACUGGGUGUUUCUUACUAACAAGGAAGGAGACAUCACUACUUUGCAAAAUGAAACCCGCGUCACAGUUGGUAACUUUCGCAAUUCUUCUCAGUUUCGAUCUCCUGCCAGGCAAUUCUUGGAAGAAGACAUGGAAAAUUUCGCCUCCCACGUCGCCUCAUUUUUGUUGAAAAACUGCCCGGACUCGCAAUUACGUACAGUGAAGAAAGAAACAACAACAAGCAGUACAGUCGUGUGUAACUGUAAUCAUGAAUGUGCGGUCGAUGGAAGCUGUGUUUGUUUUGAUGGAUUUGCGCUGAACACUGACCUGAAUCUCUGUUUCAAAAAAGAUGUUCAGAAGCCAACCCUCACCAUUUCGGAGACAAGCGUUACUUCAGUUUCCGUGUUGAUAAGACUGGCAAGUGACUUCGCCGAUUACGUGGACGAAAUAAGAACAAAGACUUCCCUCGACCUCGAACCCCGCAGCAUCAUCGCGAAUUCGACCGAAAUCGUUUACGAAAUAAAUGAUGUUCAGCCUGGAUCAUCCUUCACUCUCUCAGUCAUCUUAUCCGAUGAAAAUGGAAUAGAUCUUGCUAAUUCGACACUUCAAAUUGACAUGCCCGUACCACAACUUUCCAUGGAUAUUUCAGACAUCACAGAAACUUCAGCGAGAUUCGAAUUUACAUCUUCAGUACCAGCUGUCAGUUCGGACGGAAAGAGUUUCAAAAUUUCAAAUGUGCUUGACAAAAAGGACUCGUACGAAAUUGCUCUUGAGCCGGAGCAGCGCUCAUUGUCCCUCAAUGGGGCCACUUAUGGGCUCACUCCCUUGUCUCCGUAUGACGUCGUGAUUGAGGAAAAAAUCGGAGAUUUCAUCGUUCGAUACAACUCUUCCUUUACGACUUUGAAUGCGACAAUCAUUGUUGAAGAGCAAAAAUCUUCGUUUGAAAGUCUACAAUUAAAAUGGCGAGGAUUCCAGAAUGAAACGCUUUUGAAGAUAUCUGACAACUUCGGAUAUGCUAAGGAAGUCAUUUCUACACAAGACAGUGUCAUUAUUUCAGGCUUGAUUCCCGAGAAUGAAUACAAAAUCGAGCUCUUCCAGUCGCUCAGAAGCUUCACUGCGUCUACUAACCACCCAAUCAUCCUCAAAACCCAGCCAAUAAUCUUCACCGCCGCUGUUGAAAACCUCACUGCUUUUGGCGGCGAAAUAAACUUGAAAAAAGCCUUCGAAAACGACUUUGAGUUCAACUCAGUCUUCAAAAACUUGCUCCUGAAUAUCUCUCGUGAUGAUGAUGGAAUGUCGACAACGACUCGGUUUUACAAAAUUGAUGAUAUCGAUAAGUUGUUUGUUUUGGAGGAUUUGCUUCCUGAGUCCAAAUAUCACCUCAACAUUCGCGGAACUUUGAUCAAUGGAAAUCGACCAUACAAGUUGUCGACAAUUAUUUUCACCACUUCUCCUCCCGAUCCAAAGUUCUUUCCGACAAUUUCUUCAGAUUCAAUCACAAUAAAAUUUGAAGACAUUCAAAUUUCCGGCGCGUAUAUCGAAUCUUCUUCAACAAAACCGAUGAUACUCACGAAUCCCGAUUUCUAUCGCACGCUCAGCCUGACACUAGACUUUACGAAGAAUGAGAUCUUAGCAAAUAAUCUUCAACCAGGAACUGAAUAUGUUAUCACUUUGCAACAGAAAGAAAGGGAAGAAAUAAAACUCACUUAUACGACUGAAACAAUCGACACGACAACAACAACGACGACUACAACGACAGCUACCUCAACAUCAUCAACGACAAUUGAAAUCUCAAGAAAAACCCUUCUACCGAUCUCGACCAACUCUCAAUCAACAACGACAACGGGAAAAACAACAUCAACAACACUCCCAGAAACAACAACAAAAGAAGAAAUUGUGACAACAACAAUGGAAAGUAUCUUGGAAGAUUUCAUUUCCGAGACACGAGUUCAAGCCGAAACAAUUCAAAAAGAAUUUAAACCCGAUUUUGAUUUCAUUGAAGUCGAAAAAUCACAAACAGACGAAGAACUUUGCAGUUCCGACGAUGCUAGCUUCUUUGACUUCUGCGAUGAUCUUCUUGAUCAAAAAAAUAUGCCAACGACGACCGAGGAAAUGUCCAGAACUGCCAGAACACUUCCUAUUGGAUACUCGCCCGGAAAAGUUGAAGUCGGAAAGGUCCAGUCGUUGGCAGAUGUAAGUUCGCUUGACUAUUUGAAAGAAGGGUCGGGUCAGGAAGAAAGCAAUGACGCCAGUGUCGUCAUUUUCCUGGACGAGCUGGACCUAACAACCUCUAAACCUGCUCCUACUAAAACAUCAACAACAAUCGUUCCGACAACCAAAAAACAAGCGAAGGGAAAAUCCCACUCUCGUAAAAAUCACCGAAAAGGUCACCUUCCCCAGCAUGAACCCACCACUAAAACACCUGAGAUUCAAUCUGAGCCUGAGUUUUCUCCGAUAUCAAACUCCUUUGAUUCUGACGAAAGCAUGGUUGAACCAACAGUAAUCCCUGUAAAUAUGGAAAUGAUUAAUGCCGAGGCUGAUCAAAGCAUGCAAAUUAAUGAGAUCAAACGAGAAAAAGAAAUGAUGAGUAUUAUCACAGCAUCACUCGCUGGAGUUGGUGGAUUAAUCCUUGUGGUGUUCUUUGGACUAUUGUUGGUCCAUAGAAUUCGAAAAUCGGACCAGGGAUCGUAUUUUAUUCCCUGGGAAUCGGCUAAAACAAGUGGCGGACUCUCCUUUAUCGAUGAUUCUCGAACAAGUACAGUAACAGGAGAAGAGCUACCAGAAGCGAUCAGUUCUCUGACCCCAUUUUUGAACCGGAAAGGCCUGGACUUUUCGAAUCCAGACACUGUCGAAGUCAAAAACUUUGAUGACAUUUAA
This is a messenger RNA of Oikopleura dioica, 3105 nucleotides long. NCBI's taxonomy places the organism in Eukaryota, Metazoa, Chordata, Appendicularia, Copelata, Oikopleuridae. The record is from the annotation of a GenBank genome assembly.